ACGCCGUCGUUGUUGUUGUUGUGCCGUUCUUAAUUCUCCGUAAAGCACCUCGGUUCAAGGCGCUAUAAAAUACAUUCCUUUAAGACGAGAUGAAUGAAAUUGGUCCACACUUCACACUGCCCCCUUACCCACUCACCACCUCCCAUCCCCUCCGACGUCUCAGCCAUGGAGUGGAAAACAACAUCAUCAUCAUCAUCAUCACCGUCUUCGUCACCACCAUCACCACCACCGCCAUCAAACGCCACCCACACCCUCGACUCCUCCUCCUCGGACCUCAUCCUCAUGUCCACGCUCUUCCGAGACCCCCCCGCCGCUCGCUACUCGGCCUUCUCUGCCCUCCUCCUCAUCUACACAUUCACGGUGGCUGCCAACGCGACGCUCGGCCUCAUCAUCUGCCUCGAGUCCAAACUCCACCGGCCCAUGUACCUGCUCAUGGCGCUGCUCACGCUCACUGAUGUCGCCGUCGUCACGAACGCUCUGCCGAGGAUCAUGGCCAACCUCGUGGCGCGCAAUCGCAUCUCGCUGCUCGAGUGCGUCGCACAAAUGUUCGUCUACCACGUCGCCAUCCGCCUGCAGGCGUUCAUCCUCGUCGCGAUGUCGCUUGAUCGCUACGCGGCCGUCGUUCACCCGCUGCGCUACGGAGCCCUCGCGUCGAACGCGCGCGUCCUCCGCUCCAUCCCGGUUCUCAUCGCCGCCGCCGUGUUGCCCGUGCUCGCCUACGCCAACGUGGCAAGCCUCGACUACUGCCGACCGAUGGUGCUGCUCGCCCCGUGCUGCCAGGUCACGUUCCUGAGCUCGCUCGCGUGCACCGAGACGCGCUCCUACACCGCCCUCUACUACACGAACCUCACGACGGGACUCGCGCUGCCCCUCGUAGUCAUCCUCGCAUCGUACGCGCUCAUCUUCCGCGAGCUGCACCGCGGAGGAAGAGGAGGAGGAAGAGGAGGGAGAAGAGGUGGAGGUGUCGGCAAGGCAGCGGUCCACUCGUGCGUGACGCACUUCGCCGUCAUCGCCGUCUCGUUCGGCUCCGUCUUCUUCACUUUCUUCAGCAGUCUCCAGCUGGCGAUGGGUCUACCCGGCGACCUCGUGGUCGUGUUCCAGACGCUGCAGUACUUCGCCCCGCCCGCCCUCAAUCCGCUCAUCUACGGCCUGCGCACCGCCGACAUCCGUCGGAGUCUCGCCAAGGCGUUCGGGAGGCGGCGCGUGGCGCCUCGGGCGAGGGUGGUCGCGUGA
This is a messenger RNA of Lethenteron reissneri (Far Eastern brook lamprey), 1233 nucleotides long. Its product is annotated as olfactory receptor 2A14-like. Lineage: Eukaryota; Metazoa; Chordata; Hyperoartia; Petromyzontiformes; Petromyzontidae. Gene Ontology annotation, biological process: G protein-coupled receptor signaling pathway; detection of chemical stimulus involved in sensory perception of smell. Gene Ontology annotation, cellular component: membrane. Gene Ontology annotation, molecular function: G protein-coupled receptor activity; olfactory receptor activity; odorant binding. The record is from RefSeq and is a predicted model, not a curated record.